Anopheles cruzii is the source of this 1266-nucleotide messenger RNA. RefSeq names its product tektin-B1. NCBI's taxonomy places the organism in Eukaryota, Metazoa, Arthropoda, Insecta, Diptera, Culicidae. Gene Ontology annotation, cellular component: microtubule cytoskeleton; nucleus. Gene Ontology annotation, biological process: cilium movement involved in cell motility; cilium assembly. The record is from RefSeq and is a predicted model, not a curated record.
AUGUCCAACAAGGCCGCAGUGACGUUCGAGAAGCUGAACGAAGCUGGCUUGAACCAGCUCAAGAAUGUGGCCUACACGCAGCGCUCGGAUGCGUUCGAGCAACGGCACUCGGCGCGCAACCUGCGCAACGAGACCCGCAUCGAGACGCACUGGGACACGUACCACAACAACGACCGGCUGUCGGACCGGGUCGCGGAGCUGGACCGGUGGCGGGAGACGGUGCGCAUCAUGCUGGGCCGGGUCGCGGACGAGAUCCAGGCGCUGAAGGAGGAGAAGGCCAACACGGAGCGGGACCUGGACGGGCACAUCACGCCCCUGACGGUGGUGUCCGAGUGCAUCGGGAUGCGGGACUGCCGGCUCGGGUCGGAGCUGACCUACGACGAGGGCGACACGGAGUUGAAGAACGAACUGUGCAUCGUGGAGAACAACCAGCGGCUGCUGCGCGACCAGAACCAGGCCGCCUGGGAGCAGCUGAACCGGCUGCAGGAGGUCCGCUUCAAGCUGGAGCUCGAUCUGACCGAUAAGGACGAGGCGCAGGCCAUCGACGGCCACCAGCUGCAGGUGGACGCGCACUGCGGAGACGUCACGUUCAAGACGGACCCGACGCGCGUUCCCCGGGACUCCUGUACGUACGGCAACUGGCUGGAGUACUGCGAGGAGCUGGUGGCGCUGGCCGAGACCACGCUCUCCGAUUCGUUCUCCAUCCGGGAGUCGCUGUUUGCGACGCGCGAAAAGGCCCGCAACAUUCUGCGCGCCCAGCAGGACCGCACGGCCCACACGCUCCGGAAGCGCAUCUUCGAGACGCAGCGGGCGCGCAACGAGCUCGAGUACCAGCUGGGAAUGAUGAAGAAGGAGAUGGACAAGUGUCUCCGGGAGAUCGAAACCCUCGAGCGGGCUUACGCGGACAAGAUCGAGGCCCUGAAGGUGGUCGAGACGCGGCUCGAGAACCGAGCGCAGCGGCCCGGGAUGGAGUUGUGCGUCGACGAGCCGUACCACGGGCUGUGCGACGAGGUGCAGCGGCUGCAGGAUACGGUCAAAAUUGUGCGUGAAAAAAUUGACGCCACCAAGACGUCGUACAACGGGCUGCGGGAUCACGCGAACCGGAUCGACCAGGACCUGCAGAACAAGCAGCACUCGCUGAUGACCGACAUCCGGGCGCUGGAUCUGCGCGGCCGCCUCAAGACGGGCGAGUUUGGCGGGCUGCCGACGCAAACCGAUCGUAACAUCGCGUUGUCGCGCAUCGAGGACGAAAUUCCCAAAACGUAG